AUGGAUAUGCCCUUCAAAGAUCGAUUCCUAAUUGAGGUUUAUAGUCUUAACACGGACUCUUGGAGAAGAAUUGAUGUUGGCCCUUCAUGUUAUAUUUUUCCUCAGAAACCUGCAAUCGUGAAUGGAGCAGUAUACUGGAUUGGAAUGAGGAGAACUAAUGAGGGUGAUUGUUCUCUCCUUGUGCGUUUCGAAAUGGGUGAUGAAGUUUUUAAAGAGGUAGUGUUGCCAAAAAUUGCUCCAAAAUAUCAAUUGGACAUUGCAGUUUUGGAGGAAUCACUGUAUCUUUUUCAAUUUUAUGCUAGUUAUGGAAAUGAAUGGUGUGACAUAUGGACAAUGGAGGGUGGCAAAUUGGGUUGUUGGACAAAACGAUUUACGGUUAAUGUUAAUAUCCCUGACCAAUCUAAUAUCAUUCUGCUAAGCUUGAGAAAGAGCGGUGAACUGCUACAAGCAGAUUCCCUAGAAGAAUUCCUUAAGGGUGAUUGGCUGCUAUCUUAUAAUUUUGAGACCCAAAGAGCUAAGGAUCUAGGAAUCCACGGAUAUUUGGGGAUUUAUAGUGCAUAUUCUUAUGUGGAGAGCUUUAUUCAACUUGAUGGUGCAGAGAGUCUUUUUUCCGGCCACUUGAUAAUGGAAAUUGAUUUAGAAAAUGCUUGUGAUGCAGCUAUAUUUACAGGGAACAUCGAUCUCAAGAAGCAAGAAAGGGUAGAAAGAGAGGCCAGAUAA
This is a messenger RNA of Cornus florida, 720 nucleotides long. RefSeq lists its product as uncharacterized. The coding region runs from base 1 to 720 and encodes 239 amino acids. The transcript has a single exon. The record is from RefSeq and is a predicted model, not a curated record. NCBI's taxonomy places the organism in Eukaryota, Viridiplantae, Streptophyta, Magnoliopsida, Cornales, Cornaceae.